Paramuricea clavata is the source of this 841-nucleotide messenger RNA. The record is from the annotation of a GenBank genome assembly. Lineage: Eukaryota; Metazoa; Cnidaria; Anthozoa; Malacalcyonacea; Plexauridae.
UACAGUUUAUCCUUUUGAUGCUGUCUUUUUCCCAUGAUAAAAUGCGCUAAAUUUCAGCCAAUUUUGAAGGAGCAAAAUUUGUAAAAUAAUAUUUAUGAGUUAUGUAUGUUUUGAUUUGAACUCUCUUCGUGGUAUCUUUCUUGAAGUAUUACCCAAGUGUCUCACAUACACGCUGACCAAAGCAUCAAAAACCAAGAUGGCGGACAUGAAAUCUAUUGUAGAAACAAAAUUAACGGAAGAAUUUAGUCCUGUACAUUUGGUAAGCGCUCUGCAGUGAAAGUGGUUCAUAUUCAUGCCUCGAUUUCAACCCUAAUAUAAUUUUUAUUGCUCCAAAUUUAAUAUAGAAUCAUUCGCAACGGGCAUUAAACCAGCUGGCUUUCCAGUUUUAAAUGUAAAACUCCGCCAAUUUUGUCUGUUUUAGGAUGUGACUGACAUUACUGCAGAGAAAUGUGACACCAGUUUCAAUGUGAUUAUUGUAUCAGACAAAUUUACAGGCAAACCGCUCUUACAAAGACACAGGAUGGUCAAUUCAUGUUUAGAGGAAGAGUUGAAAUCUAUCCAUGCUUUUACGAUGAAAACACUCACACCAGAACAGUGGGAAAAACAAAAAACAUGAUUAUGGUCUAAUUUAUGUACUAGUCAAUCAACCAAUUAAUGAUAUAAUUAGUGUACUAAUGAUCUAAUUAGUGUUAGACUAAUUAAUGACAUAAUUAGUCUGGUUCUCAAGAUAGAUUACACCAAGGAACAUGGUAAUGAAUCAUGACAGAGUAGUUCUCAAGUAGACUAAGUAAUUUUGUGUAAAUAUGAAAAUUUUCAGGGAAUAAAUAUUUGAAAUGCUCAG